Messenger RNA from Mus pahari (shrew mouse), 546 nucleotides. Its product is annotated as ubiquitin-conjugating enzyme E2 D2-like. Gene Ontology annotation, cellular component: nucleus. The transcript has a single exon. The record is from RefSeq and is a predicted model, not a curated record. Lineage: Eukaryota; Metazoa; Chordata; Mammalia; Rodentia; Muridae. Gene Ontology annotation, molecular function: ubiquitin conjugating enzyme activity. Gene Ontology annotation, biological process: ubiquitin-dependent protein catabolic process; protein polyubiquitination. The coding region runs from base 35 to 502 and encodes 155 amino acids.
CAGAGCCAUCUUCCAGCUGCCAUACUCGGUGAAGAUGGCUCAAACUCCUUUGGAGGCUGUGGCCCUUAAGCGCCUCCAGAAGGAGUUCCUUGCCAUCUCUCAAGAUCCCCCUGCUCAGUGUUCUGCAGGGCCAGUGGCGGAAAAUAUGUUUCAUUGGCAAGCAACCAUAAUGGGGCCUGAAGACAGCCCCUACCAAGGAGGGGUUUUUUUCCUGUCCAUCCACUUUCCGUACAAUUACCCCUUCAAGCCCCCCAAAGUUUCGUUCACAACCCGGAUUUACCAUCCAAACAUUGGCAAAAAUGGAAGUAUCUGUCUAGAUAUCUUGAAUUCUAAGUGGUCACCUGCACUUACAAUUUCCAAAGUUCUUCUGUCUAUUUGCUCUCUGUUAUGUGAUCCAAACCCAGAUGACCCUCUGGUUCCUGAAAUUGCGAAGGUCUACCUCAAGGAUUUAAGACAGUAUGAGAGAUUGGCUCGAGAGUGGACGGAGAGAUAUGCGAUGUAAUUUCAACAUGUAAUGGUCAUAAUAAUAAAAAGAAGUGGUUCGCU